Meleagris gallopavo (turkey) is the source of this 722-nucleotide messenger RNA. The record is from RefSeq and is a predicted model, not a curated record. Lineage: Eukaryota; Metazoa; Chordata; Aves; Galliformes; Phasianidae.
GAAUGGAGGCGAUCGGCAGUCAGCUGGGAAACGGGAGAGAUGCAAGCUCCUCCCCAAAUUCAAAGCAAGAGCUGCAGCCGUACCAGGGCUCCAAUACCCUGAAGCCCAACCAAGUGGGUGAGACCUCUCUGUACGGAGUGCCCAUCGUGUCCCUGGUCAUCGACGGGCAGGAACGGCUGUGCCUGGCGCAGAUCUCCAACACUCUGCUCAAGAACUACAGCUACAAUGAGAUCCACAACCGGCGCGUGGCCCUGGGCAUCACCUGCGUGCAGUGCACGCCCGUGCAGCUGGAGAUCCUGCGGCGGGCCGGGGCCAUGCCCAUCUCGUCGCGCCGCUGCGGCAUGAUCACCAAGCGGGAGGCCGAGCGGCUCUGCAAGUCCUUCCUGGGCGAGCACAAGCCGCCCAAGCUGCCCGAGAACUUCGCCUUCGACGUGGUGCACGAGUGCGCCUGGGGCUCGCGGGGCAGCUUCAUCCCCGCCCGCUACAACAGCUCCCGCGCCAAGUGCAUCAAGUGCAGCUACUGCAGCAUGUACUUCUCCCCCAACAAGUUCAUCUUCCACUCGCACCGCACCCCGGACUCCAAAUACACGCAGCCCGACGCCGCCAACUUCAACUCGUGGCGCCGCCACCUCAAGCUCAGCGACAAGACGGCUACCGAGGAGCUGUCGCACGCCUGGGAGGAUGUCAAGGCCAUGUUCAACGGCGGCACCCGCAAGCGGACC